This is a messenger RNA of Aspergillus fumigatus Af293, 1590 nucleotides long. NCBI's taxonomy places the organism in Eukaryota, Fungi, Ascomycota, Eurotiomycetes, Eurotiales, Aspergillaceae. The record is from RefSeq and is a predicted model, not a curated record.
AUGGCCGAUUCAAUUCCUUCUCUCCCCUUAUUUCUCGAAGCACAAAAAGUCUCGCAGCACAAUGCGGGGAAAGUUGCAGUGAUAGACGCCGCCAAGGGGGAGCAAUUUAGCUACACGCAGCUGUUAGUGGAUACGGCAGAGUUGAAAAAAACCAUUCUUGAGGACUUGGGGCUGAAAGAUCUGGAAGAAAGGCGCAUCGCCUUCCUGGUCCCGAAUGGAUACGAUUAUGUUGUCAUCCAGUGGGCUAUCUGGGCUGCUGGCGGCGUGUGUGUACCUCUCUGUACAACUCAUCCGGUGAAGGAAUUGCUUUACACAAUAGAAGACUCCGACCCAUCUUUGGUCAUUCUACACCCUGCAUUCGACAAGGUCAGGGAGCCGCUACGUGAGUCAGUUGCCAAGGAUGUACCAUUCAUGAAUUUCCAGUCUUUCCAUGCGAAAAAGGAUCUCUCAUCGAAGUCUCUGCCUACGUUCAGCCCUGUCUCCUUCCUGGAUCGAAGGGCACUGAUGAUCUACACAUCUGGUACAACCUCAAAACCCAAAGGUUGCGUCACCACGCACAAGAACAUCACCUUCCAAGCGAGAUGCCUCAUCGAAGCGUGGAAGUACAGCCCGUCCGACCACCUCAUCCAUGUCCUACCGCUUCAUCACGUCCAUGGGAUCAUCAACGGCCUAACAUCUAGUUUCCUCAGCGGAGCUACGGUUGAGAUGCACCCGAAAUUCGACCCGCAAGUCAUAUGGAACCGGUGGCAGGAUCAGGACUCCUCCACGAUGUUCAUGGCCGUUCCGACGAUCUACUCUCGAUUGAUCGAUUACUUCGAGGCCAACAUACGCGGUACAGACAAGGAAGCCGCCGCCCGAAGUGGCGCCAAGUCCUUGAGGCUCGUCGUAAGCGGUUCCGCGGCGCUCCCUACCCCUAUCAAGACCAAGUUCGCCGCAAUCACAGGCCAGAUCCUUUUGGAGCGCUACGGCAUGACCGAGAUCGGCAUGGCGCUCAGUUGUGGGCUGGACGUCGACAAGCGCAUAGACGGCAGCGUCGGCUGGCCUCUGCCUGGCGUACAGGUUCGGCUCGUCGACAAGGAAACGGGCGCAAUCAUCGAAACAGCGAACGAGGACGGCAUGAUCGAGAUCAAAGGGGAGAAUGUCUUCCUCGAAUACUGGCGACAGCCCGACGCGACAGCCAGGGAGUUCACUGCAGACGGAUGGUUCAAGACGGGGGACGUUGCACGGCGCGAUGGUUCCGGCGCAUACUUUAUCCAAGGCCGGGCGUCGGUCGACCUGAUCAAGUCCGGUGGGUACAAGAUCUCGGCCCUAGAGGUGGAACGGAAGAUGCUGGGCUUGGAUACCAUUGAGGAAGUUGCGGUUGUGGGCCUGGCCGACGAGGAAUGGGGCCAGCGAGUCGCUGCUGUUGUCAAGCAACGGCCUGGGACUGAGCCGCUGGACCUUCUGGGCCUUCGUGCGCAACUUAAACAGGAGAUGGCCCCUUACAAGAUUCCAACGGUGCUGAAGGUCGUAGACUGCAUUGAGCGCAAUGCGAUGGGUAAGGUGAACAAGAAGAUAAUCGUACAGAAAUACUGGCCUGAUAAGGCUUGA